GUGUUGUGUCCUCUCAAAACACUUUCAUUUCAUUGUCUUACUCUUGUGUUGUGUCCUCUCAAAACACACUCUCCUUAAUUAACACGCACGCUUACCCUUAACCCUUACCCUUAUCCUACCAAACUACCCACAAACAUUGUAGUAGUACUCACAAAACAGAUUUUGUAACAUCAAAAUGGAACUUGCUUUGAGCUUAGGUGACACACCAAAAUUACCCUUUUCUUUUCUUGACAAACCCACUAAAGAUCCAUUACCAAAUUUGCUCUUAACACAACAAGGAAAAAACUUAGAGCUUGAAGAAAGUGGUUCCUUAGAUCCACCUAUUCAACUUGACCUUCUUCCUUUCUCUCCUGUUCUUAGAUCUCAUCACUCUUCAUCUCACCUUCCCAUUCCUUGGCUCACUCAACCAUGUGGACCGGUGAGGGAGUUAGAUGUGAACCGUUUUCCGGUGAUGACGGAGGAGGCGGACGACGGUGCCUCACUGUCAUCCCCUAGCAGUUCUGUGUCACCAUUUCAAAUGGAUUUCAGUAUGAUGAACAACAAUGCUGAAUAUGGAGGAAGAAACAAGAGGGAAAAUGAAGGUGAAGCUGAAAGAGUGAGUGAUGAUGAUGAAAAUGGGUCAACUCGGAAGAAACUCAGACUUUCUAAAGAUCAAUCUGCUUUUCUUGAAGAAAGCUUCAAAGAACACACCACUUUAAAUCCAAAGCAAAAACUUGCACUGGCAAAACAGUUGAAUCUAAGUCCUCGUCAGGUGGAAGUUUGGUUUCAAAACAGAAGAGCAAGGACAAAGUUAAAGCAAACAGAAGUGGAUUGUGAGUAUUUGAAGAGAUGUUGUGAGACAUUAACAGAAGAGAAUAGAAGGUUACAAAAGGAACUUCAAGAACUUAGAGCUUUGAAAACUAAUCAACCAUUUUACAUGCAACUACCAGCUACUACUCUAACUAUGUGUCCUUCUUGUGAACGUGUGGCUACAAACCCUUGCAACAAUCAAACCAAUAACAAGGCCAGAGUCCAACAACAGAAGGCCCAAGCCCAUCAGAUUCCUUCAUGAUCUUAUUAUCACAUGGACACUUUUUAUUUGUUUGUCUUCACAUAAUUAAUCAUAAUCAUAUACUACUAGAUAAUAAUAUUAUAGAGAGUGACAAGGUGCUAGUUUCACUAAUUAACCUAUUUUCCGUAUGUAUAUAAUUUAGGUUAGAUUUAGACGUUAGGCUUUGUUCAUCUGGGUUUCUUUUUUAUUCUUCUAAUCAUUUUGUGUUAUUUUGUGGGAUGAAAUGAUCUUUUUUUAUGAUCAAUUUGAGUACUGAUCAUUUGGUGGUGAAAUUAUGAAAUGAAACAUUUUAUGUUGAUUAUUAA
Molecule: messenger RNA, 1356 nt
Organism: Trifolium pratense (red clover)
Lineage: Eukaryota; Viridiplantae; Streptophyta; Magnoliopsida; Fabales; Fabaceae
Product: homeobox-leucine zipper protein HAT14-like
Exons: 4
Coding region: 176-1051 (291 amino acids)
Biological process (GO): regulation of DNA-templated transcription
Molecular function (GO): DNA-binding transcription factor activity, RNA polymerase II-specific; sequence-specific DNA binding
Source: RefSeq, a predicted model, not a curated record